Molecule: messenger RNA, 4509 nt
Organism: Phacochoerus africanus (Common warthog)
Lineage: Eukaryota; Metazoa; Chordata; Mammalia; Artiodactyla; Suidae
Gene: FAM217B
Product: family with sequence similarity 217 member B
Exons: 4
Coding region: 2200-3342 (380 amino acids)
Source: RefSeq, a predicted model, not a curated record
CCGCCCGCGCCCCUGCCGCAGCGCGCCGCAGUCCGGCCUCCCGCCCGGGCGCAGGGAAGGAAGGCCGGCGGCCUCGUCACGUGUCCCGGGCGAUCGCGAAACAGGUCUGGUCAAUUUCUGUCUGCGUCUGCCUGGCCCGCGCGCCAAUCGAUCGUAGAUCCGCGCCUGCACAAACAGAGGACGAGGAAAACGCAUGCUGCGGGUCCUCGGAUUUCUGGGUUAAUGGGGGCGGGGGAGGGGAUGCAAAACCUGGCCUUUCCAGGAGCUGGUGCUCAGGGGAAUUUUAAGCCUGGCUGGCCAGUUCUUUGGAUAUUUGCACUACAACCGGGACCCUCGGCCAGAAGGAGCCUGGCUGCGCACAGAAGGUCCUGUCCCCACGUCACCCACAAUGCUUUGCCGCCCGGGACCCGCCAGCCCAAUCCCUGGGGUGGGAGGGGGCGGUGCUGCUGCAGUGUCUUGGCCCCCUGCCAGAGAGGAAGAUGUGGGAACUAGAGUUCAUACCCUGCGGUGAAUUAUGCAGUUGCCCUUAAGCAGCCUCUAGCCAGAAUUUAUUUUUGUUGCCAGAAUCUCCGACUUAACAGCUUUGCGAGCCUGAGCAUCCUUAGGGACCCUACAGGCGGUCGUCUCUUCUUUCACUCAGUAACUGCACAGAACAGGCCACAGCAGAGGGUAUAAAGCUUGCCAGGUGAAAUGAUGUGAAGAUGGAAGUGCACUUUCUAGAGAGCGUUCUAGCGGCUUCCUGUCCUGUCCAGAGGGACAAAGCAGAAAGAAAACCAAACUAAUGAAGGAGGUUCCGGUGGUAAGGCGUCCUUUCCAAAUAUAAGAGGAAUAAAGAAGUCACUUCCUCAGCUGUCAUCAUCUUCCAACAGAUUGAGCAAGAAUAUUUCGAGCACUGCAGAAAAGACAGUCCGUCAAACCCUAGAUGAUGAUCAGCCGUGUUAUUUUUUCAAGAGAGGGAGUAGGGUGAAUGAAUCUUAUCAGAAAAGCAGGUUGGUAAGAAUUCCAGAGGUCCUAAUUCUUGCACCGUUAGCAGCAUCUACAAUUUGGGGUAAGCCUCUUGAUCAUCGUUCUAUGUUAGCUUCUUUUUAUAUAAAAAGGAUGGUGAUAAUAACUUUUACGGAUGCACGCAGAUAGCCGGAGGUAAACCAAAGUUUUAACAACGUUGGUUAUGAGUUCUAAAUAAUGGUGAUUCUUUCUCCAUUUCUUCAUCCAUUUUUUCAGCAUUUAUUGGGCACUUGUUAUGCUGUUGGCACUGACUUCAUCUCCAUGGUUAUUAAGAAAUGACACUUUUUAAGCAAUGGCUUAGUGUGGAACAAACAAUCAGACAAAGGAACUGCUGAGGUUUCCACACAGCAUGUUUACUACCCACUUUUUGAAACCCUACCUGACUGCUGUCGCUGAGACGUAUUAUUCAUUUGGAUAGAAUGCUAUGUUCCUAGUAAAUAAAUCGAAAAUAUUUUCUACUCUGAUGUGAGGUCCUGCCUCAGAAUAAAUCAGAGGAAGAAUCACUUGCUAGCCUGGCAAUGCACCAUACCCCUUCGUAAUGUCUAUUUCCCCACCAUUCACAACACGGCAUCAAACCUGUUCUUUUUACUCAUAUUGUGUUCAGAGGCACAGUAUGGUUUUUAUUCCCAUCCUUUAAACCACAGCUUACCGGAGUAUUUUCUACCUGAAAACACUCUGAUAACUAUGAUCUGCGAUGUUUUUACUUAACUUUUUUGUAGGCACAGAAUCACCACCAGUCAGCGAUUAUGUUCUGUAAAACCUGUAUUUUUAUCUCGUGUUAGCGUUUAAAAUAGGUACGCAAGAGGAGGCUGUGGACCUGACUUGCUCACGUUAUUAAACACUGCAGCACGGAACAGAUUGUGGGUCCUCUGAGAGGUUUUUUCCAAAGUGCACACAGUAGGUUUAAAGUGGUGAUUUCAGCCCUUUAGGGAAUGGUAGUGUUUUUCUUAAAUACUGCUAUUUGCUGUAAGCAGCAUCCAUGCGUUUCCUUCUGGCCGUGUUCUAGCCUGUCUCCCGAGUGGAGUAUUAGGUGGAACAUUGCUCCGUGGGGGGGUUCAGAGGCCGCGCAUUUUCUGAGCCCGGUGAGAGCUGAGCAGCACACCUGGAGGGUUCUUUUGGUCCCUUUGUUUAAUCACAAGCAGGCCGGGUUUUGUCACAUGGACCAAGAACUGCAGUUUUAUCUCUCGCAGCAACAUGAACGCAGGCCCAUCUUGGACUAAAGCCCAACAUGCAAAGAACCCUGCAAGGCGAAGGCAGAGUAAACCCCAGGGCCCCCCCGGCUCCUCCCAACUGAAAAGCAGCCCCGGCGGAGGGGGUCCCCAGCGGACCGAGGGUAAGCGGAAGGAAGGCACUUCCUCGGGAGGAAACCCCGACAGGGCUCUGGGGGCCUCGGGGAACAGGUCGUUCCGGGACUUUCCGUCAGUGGAAAUCAUCAAAGGAGAUGCUGACGACAGUGACAGUGCCAGCGACCUCUCUGAUUCGGAAAGAGUCCCCGUCCUCCCUUCGCCCCUCACGCCUCCCGACCUCCGCCUUCGAGCGGAAGAGAUCGACCCGGCUCACGAGCAUCUCCGCCCAGGGCAGGACCCUGCAAAGCCCGACCUCCGCUACCCCGACUUCCUGCCGGCCCCCUUCAACUCCUGGGACCUGCGGGACAUGGCGGUGCUGCUGCACUCGGAGCGCAGGGCGGAGGCCGGGCCGAGAGCAGGGGGGCUCCUCGGGAGGUACAUCGACAGGCUGGUCCAGCUCGAGUGGCUGCAGAUCCAGACCAUCCAGUGCGAGAAGGGAAAGGGGCCCAAGGCGAGGCCUCCCACCGCCCCUGGGGCCUCGGGGGCCCCGAAAAGCCCGGGGAGAAGCAAGCUGAUGGCCAGCGCUCUGUCCAGGCCUCCGCAGGAAGGGCCUCGGAAGUCAGGCCCUUCAAGAAAGAAAGACCUGCCCCUGGAAGUGGUCCAGCCAUCCUGUCGCGCCUUUGAGGCUCCCCCCGCCCCCCUCGAUGCACUCAGCAGCGGCAGGUUAUGUUCCCAGAAGCAAAGCCUGAACAUGCGGCCGGAGGAGAAGAGAAAGAAACCCAGUAAGAGCUCACAGUUGCAGCCCUGGGACUUGUCCUGCGCAGACAGGGACAGCAGCGGCCCAAAGCUGGAGAGCAAGGGGAACCUCCGCGUCCCCCGGCCGUCGGCAGGGAUCCUGGACUCCGCGGACUCCUACAAGGCCUGCAGAGCCCAGGCACACGCGCUCCUUAAGAAGAAGGGGAAUGCAAAUCACUGUGCCCGUGCCCCUGUGUCCAGCGAGAAGAAGCUCAAAACAAAUGGAGUCAAACGUAUAAACUCAAAUAAGAACUGAGAUGCUGGACUGCAAGGCCCUGCCGAUGCCUCAGUGCUGCAGCUCUUCCUGCAGUCACAGCGCUGGAAUUUGAAGACUCGCUAUGGUCACCGACAUCGAAGGGGGACUUGGGUCCACCCCCACCCCCACCCCAGCCCCACAAGGGUUCUUUGCCAGGAAAGGUGUCUUUCAGUAAACGUCUCUUUGUGUGGACGGUCUUAGGCCAAUGAGAGCCCUUUAGAUAAAACUUAGCCACGGUCUGUGCCGUAUAAACGCAUCAAGUGAGAGCUCUUCGGGCGAAGUGGGGACGAGACUUCCAAAACCUCAGCCAGGCCGCGGCUGGCAGAGGCCACGAGGGUUAGCUCCCCUCUUCAGCGCAUGCACGUACAUGAAGAGUGCAUUUUGUCUGAAUCCUAACUGAAACAGGGCUCUGUGUCCUCGCCCUAAACGAUACAGGCAGAAGUUCUGUGCGUGUCACCCCUCGGAGAAGCUUCGACUCUUCCUCAAGUUACGAAGCAUCUAUUUUGAGCAAAGUCAUUUAUCACUCAGCUGCCUGCUCUUUUAAGACAAGAGAAUCUAGUGCUUUCAUACAUUUUCCCUGACAUGGGCUUUUAAAAAAAGCCUGUUAAAUUUAGAGGUGGUGGGGGAAGGCCUGUGUGUAUUCUCCAGGCUGAGCUUAAAAUAGUGCAGGCUUUGUCCCUCCCUCUGAGCAGGACUGUUGGUGUCUGGAGGGAGGGAAGAAGGGAAUGGUUGGCACCCAGAACGCUUGGUAUGUGGCUUCUCUGAAGAGGUGUCACAGGAAGACCCCCUUUUAGAGUUUGCCGUUGAAGGGCUUAUAGUCAGCUCUACACACACAGGCCCACUCCGAGUGUCACAGCUGCUACGUCACUGGCUCGGGACCCGGGUCCUGCUGUCCAUAGUCAAAAUAAUGACCUGUCCUCAUUUGCAAGAGGAGAAUUUUAUAAUCUUGCUGAGAGCAGAGGAGGGAAUAGAAAACGAAUAAAGUUUUCCUGGAUGUGUUAACAUCCUUACCUGGCCCUGUGGCUUCCUGGGGCUUCUCCCUGCUUCUCCUGCUAAGUCACAUGUACCUGUUCUGAUGCAUAUGCUGGGAGGUUUCAUUUGAUAUUGUUGUGAAUAUCUUUAAAGCCUUCAGUUGACCACUUUUUUUUCUUUUUUUUUUUGGCUGUG